Messenger RNA from Heteronotia binoei (common prickly gecko), 1436 nucleotides. It is a transcript of the gene HPCA, whose product is annotated as hippocalcin. The record is from RefSeq and is a predicted model, not a curated record. The coding region runs from base 165 to 746 and encodes 193 amino acids. The transcript has 4 exons. Gene Ontology annotation, molecular function: calcium ion binding. Lineage: Eukaryota; Metazoa; Chordata; Lepidosauria; Squamata; Gekkonidae.
AGACGACGGCGAGGCGAGGCGAGGCGGAGGGAUGCAAGUGGCGCGGGCUUAGGCGCAGCAGCCUGUGAGGGGAGCCUCCAGACGGUGCCCGAGCGGGCAGGCAGCCAGGCAGGCGCUCGCUCGCUCGCUCUCUCUGUCGGUCAGUGUAAGAUUCUGGCUCAGCCAUGGGGAAGCAGAAUAGCAAGCUGCGUCCAGAGAUGCUCCAAGAUCUCCGGGAGAACACAGAAUUCUCUGACCUGGAGCUUCAAGAGUGGUACAAGGGCUUCCUCAAGGACUGUCCCACCGGCAUACUCAACGUAGAGGAGUUCAAGAAGAUCUAUGCCAAUUUCUUCCCUUACGGUGAUGCCUCCAAGUUCGCCGAACAUGUCUUCCGCACCUUUGACACCAACGGCGAUGGCACCAUUGACUUCCGAGAGUUCAUCAUUGCCCUGAGCGUCACUUCGCGGGGGAAGCUGGAGCAGAAGUUGAUGUGGGCCUUCAGCAUGUACGAUCUGGAUGGAAACGGCUAUAUCAGCAGGGAAGAGAUGCUGGAAAUUGUGCAGGCCAUCUACAAAAUGGUCUCUUCAGUGAUGAAAAUGCCAGAGGAUGAGUCAACUCCCGAGAAGCGGACAGAAAAGAUCUUCCGGCAGAUGGAUACCAAUAAUGACGGCAAACUUUCUCUGGAAGAGUUCAUCAAAGGUGCUAAGAGUGACCCGUCCAUCGUGAGGCUGCUGCAGUGUGAUCCCAGCAGCGCCUCCCAGUUCUGAGCGCCUCCCUCUCAACACAGAAAAUGGCGGUGAGGUGGCCUCCUAAAGGGGCAGCUCCGCCUCAUGGGACUCACGUCCUUCCCUGCUCCAAGGAGGCGGUCAACUUCCCAGCAUCCUCCAGGGGCAACGGACACGCUCCCUACCAAACAGCACUGCCAGUAUCUUUAUUUCUUCUGACUCACAGUUUUCUGCUCUUCCCUUCUCCCCUCCCUCCCAGCACUGUAGUUGUUUGUGACUGCCACACCGUGUGGGGUUAACAGCGGCAUUGGUGGCAAAAGCGGAGCAGAUGGACCGGUCUGUUUUUUUUUCUUGAGUUGGCAAUGUGUUUGCUUUUGCAAAAACGUUCCUUCGUCCCGCAGCCGCUUCUGGUGUGAUGCACGCCGCUUGUUCGUAGCACAUGGUAAUUGUGGCUGCCUGUGAUCCGUGUGUCUUUGACCACCAGGGCAAAAUUUAAUAUCCAGUGUUCAGUGUGUGAAUGCAACCUCAGAGGGGGGAGAGGCAAUGAGUAGGGCGUCCAGUGCUCUGCUGCUGUGCCCAGCUCCAGUUUCCCCCCCCAUGACUAGAGGACUUAACAGUGCAAUCCUAUGCAGAGUUACUCCAAUCUCAGCCUCUUGGUUUAAGUGGGCUUCCAGUGGAGUUAUUUGGCAUAGCGAAUUAUGUAAAACAAGCACAAAUAUACACAAUGCUAUA